Oncorhynchus keta (chum salmon) is the source of this 6267-nucleotide messenger RNA. RefSeq names its product ras GTPase-activating-like protein IQGAP1. Gene Ontology annotation, biological process: regulation of GTPase activity; regulation of actin cytoskeleton organization. The record is from RefSeq and is a predicted model, not a curated record. Gene Ontology annotation, molecular function: calmodulin binding; actin filament binding; GTPase activator activity. Lineage: Eukaryota; Metazoa; Chordata; Actinopteri; Salmoniformes; Salmonidae. Bases 551 to 5533 code for a protein of 1660 amino acids. The transcript has 38 exons. Gene Ontology annotation, cellular component: cytoplasm.
AGUCCAUCAAUACUUUAAUUAUUUUCUCGGAUUCCGUUGGAAAAUGUUUGGUCGGUUGCACAACGGAAACAGUGUACUCUAGGAACCAUAUGGAAGCAAACGGGACAAAAGAAAAUGGAGAUAACAAUUUGUCCAAUAUAAACGCGUUUUCGUUGGGAAACGUUUUCCGUUUGGAGUAAACGGUUUCCGUUGCAAAACGUUGCGCAACCGACCAAACGUUUUGCAACGGAAUCGGAGUAAAGAAUUUACCCCAGUUCAGAGCGCACUGACUGUGAACACUUGCACUGAGACAGAGGAAACCUCAAGCACUUUCUGACAUGACCCAGCAAAGGUGAACAACGCGAUGGGAGUUCUGCUGAGAAAGUGACAGGAGGCAUAUCGAAGAAAAGGAAGUUUAGAAAACUAGAAGUUAAUAUUCUCUCGAUAGUGUCACAUCUAAGAAUAUUGUUUUGACUCAUCUUAAAACCAAAAGCGCGGUUUAUGGUUUGCUGAUAGCUAGCAUUGGUUGGGCAACAUUCAUCAAGUUCAUAACCGGGGGAACAGAGGCAGGAUGUACUAUGAAGAAAAAGCUAAUUCACAUAAGCCACGUUAUGGAACCAUUCAGGACGAUGAGAGGCUCUCGGCGGAGGAGAUGGACGAGAGGAGACGACAGAACAUCGCCUACGAGUAUCUCUGUCACCUGGAGGAGGCCAAACGGUGGAUGGAGGCGUGUGUAGAGGAGGAGCUGCCCUCCACCACAGAUCUGGAGGAGGGUCUGAGGAACGGAGUCUACCUUGGAAAACUGGCCAAGUUCUUUGCUCCCAAGAUGGUGUCUGAGAAGAAGAUCUAUGACAGGGACCAGGCUCGCUACAAGCUCACAGGACUUCACUUCAGACACACAGACAACACAGUGCAAUGGCUACGGGCCAUGGAGUCUGUAGGGCUGCCUAAGAUAUUCUAUCCUGAAACGACAGAUGUGUACAAUCGCAAAAACAUGCCCAAGGUGGUGUACUGCAUACACGCGUUAAGCUUAUACCUGUACAAACGGGGCAUUGCCCCACAGAUCCAGGACCUGCUGGGGAAAGUGGCCUUCACAGAGGAGGAGAUCAGUAACAUGCGGAGCGAGCUGGAGAAAUACGGCAUUCAGAUGCCAACCUUCAGCAAGAUAGGAGGCAUCCUGGCCAACGAGCUCUCGGUGGACGAGGCAACCUUGCACGCUGCUGUGUUUGCCAUCAACGAGGCGGUGGAUAAGGGUGAGGCGGCUGUGACCAUAGGGACAUUGAAGAACCCCAACGCUAUGCUGAGGAACACUGGGGAAGAGCUGGCCCAGGACUACCAGGACACUCUUAGCCGGGCCAAGGCCAGCAAGGAGCUCCAGACCUCAGGCAGGCGCUUGUCCAUAGCCACAGAGGAGAGAGAUGUUUAUGAGGAGCUGCUGACCCAGCAAGAGAUCCAGAGCUGCGUCGACCUUGUUAACACGCAGGUGGCGGUGCGGCAGGUGAACCAGGCCAUCUCUGCCCAGAAUGAGGCUGCGCUGCUAGUUGGGCUCAAGGUGCUGGCCCUGGGGCUGCUGGGGGUCCAAGAGGCCAACUCUCACUGGUACCUGGAGCACUUCACCACCUACUGCCAAGUCCAGACUCGGGACGCUGGAGGUGCAGUGAUGCUGGAGAGGGAGGAGAUUCAGAGGGUGGUCAUAUCCUGUAACGACUUUGCUGAGGCAGAGAAACGAAAACUGGAGGCCAUUACAGCGAUCAACUCUGCCAUUCGUCAUGGAGUAGCAGCAGAGACUAUAGAGGAGCUGAUAAACCCAGAGGCCCAGCUCCCCAUAGUCUACCAGACUGCUGCCAACCUCUACCAGACCGAACUGUUCAGCCUGCAGAUACAGGGACCAAAGGCAGGCCUGGGGCAUGAGGAGCUGUCUGUUGCAGUGGAGAUGCUGUCUGCGGUGGCGGUGCUCAACGAGGUUCUGGACACCAAGGAACCCCAGGCUGUCACUGAACAGCUUUCUGACUCUCCUCUGGGCUUCAGCAACAUGGACCACGACAACCUGCACAGAUACGCAGACACUCUGAUCAGCCUCAGAGCCGACAGUCUGUCCCGCGGCCUGCAGUUCCUCACCUGGAAUGAUGUUCAGAAGACCAUCGACACAGUCAAUCUGCAGGUCCACGAGGAGCACGAGCGUAUUAUUGCUAUAUCUGAGAUCAAUGAGGCACUGAGCUCUGAUGACCCUAACCAGACCCUCUCUGCCCUGCUCCUGCCCACGGCCAAACUGCAGGGAGUCAACCCAGCCACAGCCAAACACUACCACGACGUCCUGCAGAACACCAAGCUAAUCAUCUGCAAGAGCUCAGGGGAUGAGUCUGCUGUGCUGUGGCUCAAUCAGAUCCAAGAAGGCAUACACACAGCCAACCAAGAUGAAGAGGAGGCUCUCACAUUGGCUGGAGCAGUGGCAGACAUCAACAGGGAGGUGGUGGCGGGAGACUCCCAAAUGACCCUACAGGCCCUCCAAUCACCCCUACCAGGGCUGAGAGGGGUUCUGUCUGAGUGUGCAGACAUCUACCAGACACAGCUGGGCCAGCGCCAGGACCUCAACGUUACUACUGCAGGCAGCAGUGACAGUGUGUGGGUGAAACACCAGAUCAAGGGAGGUUAUGACUACUACUACAACCUGGAGAACAGAGAGGGGACCUGGGAGGAGCCAGAGGACUUCACACACAACAGCACACAGCUCCGCAGAGAGGAAAUACAGAGUGUGGUUGGAAGUGUGACAGCGGAGUAUAACAGGGAGCAGUUAUGGUUGGCCAACGAGGCCCUAGUAACUCAGCUACAGGCUCGGGUUAGAGGUUACCUGGUGAGGAGAGCUCACGCCCAGAGACUGGAUUUCCUACGACAACAAGAACCACACGUGGUCCGACUACAGGCCUCCUGGAAGGGCUAUAAACAGAGGAAGAUGUACAAAGACAGAAUGAAUGUGCUACAAAGCAAUGUGGGGACUGUCGUCAAGCUUCAGUCAUUCGUUAAAAUGUGGCGAGCCAAAAGUAAAUACUCUCAAAGACUGCAGUAUUUCAAAGACCAUGAGAAAGACAUAGUGAAGAUCCAGGCUUUCCUCAAGGCUAACAAAACCAGAGACGACUACAGAACACUCACCGGGGCUCAGGACCCUCCCCUGUCGGUGGUGCGUAAGUUUGUACACCUGCUGGAGCAGAGCAGCCUGGACCUACUGGAAGAACAGGAAGUGACACGGCUUAGGGAGGAAGUGGUCACUAAGAUUCGCUCCAAUCAGCAGAUGGAGAAAGACCUCAACCUGAUGGACAUUAAGAUUGGCCUGCUGGUCAAGAACAGGAUCACCCUACAGGAUGUGGUUUCCCAUAGUAAGAAGCUGACGGUGAAGAAGAGUAAAGAAGAGCUGGCUGCAGGGGACAGGCAGGGCAUCAAGGCACUGAGCAAAGACAAGAGGAAGAAACUAGAGGCUUACCAGCACCUCUUCUACCUGCUGCAGACCAACCCUUCGUACCUGGCCAAGUUAAUCUUCCAGAUGCCCCAGAACAAGUCUACUAAGUUCAUGGACACAGUGAUCUUCACCCUGUAUAAUUAUGCCUCCAACCAGAGAGAGGAGUACCUGCUGCUCAAACUCUUCAAGACCGCACUGGAGGAGGAGAUCAAGUCCAAGGUGGAUCAGAUCCAGGACAUCGUGACUGGAAACCCCACGGUCAUCAAGAUGGUGGUGAGCUUCAACCGUGGAGCCCGUGGUCACAACACGCUGAGGCAGCUUCUGGCACCUGUGGUCAAGGAGAUCAUCGAGGACAAGGGCCUGGGUAUCAACACCAAUCCUGUGGAAGUGUACAAGGCUUGGGUCAACCAGCUGGAGACCAACACUGGAGAGGCCAGUAAACUGCCUUAUGAGGUGACCCCGGACCAGGCCAUGUCACACGAGGAAGUACGUGCCAAGCUGGAGUCCUCCAGUCGGGCGCUGCAGACAGCCACAGACAAAGUGCUCAACUCCAUCGUGUCGUCACUGGACAACAUCCCCUAUGGCAUGAGGUACGUUGCAAAGGUCCUGAAAAAUUCACUUCAUGAAAAGUUCCCAGAUGCUACAGAGGAUGAGUUGUUGAAGAUUGUAGGGAACCUGCUGUACUACCGCUACAUGAACCCAGCCAUAGUGGCUCCAGACGGCUUCGACAUCAUAGACAUGUCAGCCGGAGGUCAGCUCCACUCUGACCAGCGUCGCAACCUGGGCUCCGUGGCAAAGAUGCUGCAGCAUGCUGCCGCCAACAAGCUGUUCGAGGGAGAGAAUGCCCACAUGACCCCCAUGAACAACUACAUCUCCCAGACCUACCAGAAGUUCAGGGUGUUUUUCCAGGCGGCGUGUGACGUCCCUGAGCCGGAGGAGAAGUUUAACGUGGAUGAGUACUCUGACAUGGUGACUCUGUGCAAGCCUGUCAUCUACAUCUCUAUAGAUGAGGUCAUCAACACACAUUCGCUAGUGUUGGAGCACCUGGAAGCAAUCUCCCCCGACCACAACGACCUGCUGCAUGAGCUGUUGCAGGACCUAGGGGACAUGCCUGACGUGGAGGCACUGCUGGGUGAAGGGGUGGUGGAUCCUAACAAUCCCAACAAGGAGAGCACCCUGAGUCAGCUGGCAAAGACGCAGAUCUCCCUCAGCCUCACUAACAAGUUUGAGCUGCUGGAAGGCGAUGACAAGGACACGAAAGGCCUGAUGAUGAAAACUAAGAAGCUGAUAAUGGAUGUAAUCAGGAUCCAGCCAGGAGACACUCUCCCAGAGACCCUGGAGACCCCAGCCUCUGGCCUCCAGGAGCGUGAGCAUGCUAAGGUGGUGGAGCUGCGUGCAGUGCAGGACGCCCAGGCCCCAGAGGGGCUGAAGAGCAGCCAGGCAGUGCUGGAGGACAGACAGCUGCCUCUAGAGCAGAAGAAGAGGAAGAUCCUCCGCAAUCUCCGAACCCUGGAGCAGGCUGGCCUUGUCACCACUGGCAACAAGUACCAGGAUCUCAUCAACGACAUCUCCAAGGACAUUCGUUACCAGAGGCGUUACAGACAGAGGAGGAAGGCAGAGCUAGUGAAGCUCCAACAGACACUGAGUGCGCUCAACUCAAAGACAGCCUUCUAUCAGGACCAGACCAACUACUAUGACACUUACAUCAGGACCUGCCUUGACAACCUCAACAGGAAGAACGCGCGGCGGUCCAUCAAGCUGGACAGGAAGGUGGAGGAGAAGGGCAGUAAGAAGUGGAAGCAUCAGUCUCUGAAGUACACGGCGGCCCGGCUGCAUGAGAAGGGAGUGAUUCUGGAGAUAGAGGGGCUGCAAACCAACCAGUUCAAAAAUGUCAUGUUUGACAUCUCGCCCAGUGAGGAAGUUGGGGACUUUGAGGUGAAGGCCAAGUUUAUGGGAGUUGAGAUGGAAAAAGUCCAACUCCAUUUCCAGGACCUGCUCCAACUUCAGUACGACGGAGUGGCAGUGAUGAAGAUGUUUGACAAGGCCAAAGUCAAUGUCAACCUGCUCAUCUUCCUCCUCAACAAGAAGUUCUAUGGAAAAUAAACCAAAUAUAGAGGAAGGGUAAAGAUAUGGAGGAGAACAUGGGUGUGAAAGGAUUGUAUACCUUCUGACAAAGUAUUGUUUGUUAAAGGAGCCAUUGGGAUAGGAAGUUUGAAUGGUCCGUAACGUGUUAUGUAUGUCUGACUGAAUAUGAUUUGGUUUCAAUUUAUAGCAUGUCUAUCCUCAGGCUCACAUACACACAUCCUCAGGCUGGUGAGCCACAAACACACACAAAGGGUUGUUGGUUUUAUUUGAUGCAGUUUUGAUUGAUCUUGUAUUGUCAUGUUAUAUCUGUUGUUUCAUUAUUUUGUUUAUGUUCAGUUUUCCACUGGGAGAUUGUACAUGGAAUAUAUUUUUUUAAGGUAUAUUGUAAUGAAAUCUACAUUUUAUAUGUAGAAGUUCUAUAAAGACAACACUGUUCUUGUCACUGAAAAAUAAAGUAUGUUUGCAACAAGAUGUGUACAAUGCACUACUGCCUAAUAGUCAGAAUGGGAGUUUAGACAGUAGUACAAUUCCUGUCCAGCUAUAUACAGUAGCCAGCAUGGAUUGUCUGGAAGUGGUUAAUAAUCAGUGUCUUUUUAAUCCACAUACAGUACAUUGGGAAGCUGUGCAUCUUUUAAAGUCUUAAUUAACGUGCAUUUCUAGAGUUUCGCUGCUUUUUACACAUAAUGUACCGUCCAGUAUACAUUUAAAUAAUUUCUGUUUUAAUGAGUUUAAUAAAAAAAUAUAUAUAUAUA